This is a messenger RNA of Arabidopsis thaliana (thale cress), 2285 nucleotides long. Its product is annotated as Phototropic-responsive NPH3 family protein. The transcript has 3 exons. The record is from RefSeq and is marked reviewed. Bases 157 to 1443 code for a protein of 428 amino acids. Lineage: Eukaryota; Viridiplantae; Streptophyta; Magnoliopsida; Brassicales; Brassicaceae. Gene Ontology annotation, biological process: protein ubiquitination.
UCUCCGUUACUUUCUUAUUUCUCAAGAAUGCAUUAGCGUCUUUGUCUGCACACAAAGCAAAAGCAGAGAGAUAGGGAUUGGUCUGUAAUUCCCAAGACUCUAUUUUCAGUACUAUCGAUUCUCCCGGCGAUCUGGUGAGUGAGAUAGAGAUUCACGAUGGGCUCAGACAGCACUUUGUCUCUCCCUUCUUCAUCUCCUCCUUGUAACAAUCGCUCCUCUGUUCCUCCAACUUUCACCACUCGCAUAUUCUCUGAUGUUGCGGGUGACAUCAUUGUUGUUGUCGAUGGAGAAUCAUUUCUACUUCACAAGUUUCCGUUAGUAGCUAGGAGUGGAAAGAUGAGGAAGAUGGUGAGAGAUCUCAAGGACUCUUCUUCUAUGAUUGAGCUUAGAGAUUUCCCUGGUGGACCUUCGACGUUUGAACUCACCAUGAAAUUUUGCUACGGCAUUAAUUUCGAUAUCACUGCCUUUAACGUGGUCUCUCUCCGUUGCGCUGCUGGUUAUCUUGAGAUGACUGAGGACUACAAAGAACAGAACUUGAUCUUUCGAGCCGAGAAUUACCUCGACCAGAUCGUUUUUCGCAGUUUUCAUGAAUCUGUCCUAGUACUUUGCUCCUGCGAGACGCAAGAGAUUGCUGAAACAUAUGAAAUUCCUGACCGGUGCGUGGAGGCCAUCGCCAUGAAUGCUUGCAGAAAGCAGUUAGUAUCAGGUUUAUCAGAGGAGCUCAAGGGGAGAGAUUGUCUCGAGAUGUGGACUGAAGAACUCUCUGCUCUCGGGAUUGAUUACUACGUCCAAGUUGUAUCUGCGAUGGCGAGGUUAAGCGUGCGGUCAGAGAGUAUCGUCGCUUCUCUGGUGCAUUACGCUAAAACAUCAUUAAAGGGUAUCAUCGAUCGAAACUGCCAGGAACAGAGGAAAAUCGUUGAAGCCAUGGUUAACCUUUUGCCGAAUGACGAAAAAGGAUCUUACUCUUUAUCAAUUAUUCCUCUCGGUUUCCUCUUUGGAAUGCUCAAGGUCGGAACUAUAAUAGAUAUAGAGAUCUCUUGCAGGCUCGAGCUUGAACGUAGAAUCGGGCAUCAGUUAGAGACCGCGUCUCUCGAUGAUCUGCUUAUACCUUCUGUCCAAAACGAAGAUUCAAUGUACGAUGUGGAUACCGUCCACAGGAUACUCACAUUCUUUCUUGAGAGGAUUGAAGAGGAAGAUGAUGAAUGUGGUUACGAUUCGGAUUCCACUGGACAACACAGUUCGUUGCUGAAAGUGGGACGGAUCAUGGAUGCUUACUUGGUUGAGAUCGCACCGGAUCCAUACCUGAGUCUACACAAGUUUACGGCUAUUAUAGAGACACUACCCGAACACUCACGUAUCGUUGACGAUGGGAUCUACAGAGCCAUUGAUAUGUAUCUCAAGGUAAACAAAAACACAAUUGAACAAAGUCUUUUUAUGUUUUGAAAACAUCUGAAACUGAUAAUCAAAUAUGGAAAUUAGGCUCAUCCAUUAUUGACAGAAGAAGAACGCAAGAAGCUAUGCAACUUCAUUGACUGCAAGAAACUUUCACAAGAAGCAAGCAACCACGUGGCACAAAACGAUCGGCUGCCUGUACAAAUGGUGGUUAGAGUGCUUUACACAGAACAGUUGCGACUGAAGAAAGCUCUGUCGGGAGAUUCAGAAGAAGGGUCGUGGGUUUUGCCUUCUGGAGUACAAAGCCGAGCGGUUUCGCCAAGAGACACGUAUGCAGCGUUGAGGAGAGAAAACAGAGAGCUGAAGCUGGAAAUAUCAAGGAUGAGAGUGAGAGUGAGCGAGUUAGAGAAAGAACAUAAUUUGAUGAAACAUGAGAUGAUGGAGAAAUCCGGUAAUAAUGGUGGAACGUUCUUGACGUCACUGUCCAAAGGAAUUGGAAGGAUCGCGACAUUCGGUGGAGAAACCCGGCAAAAGGUGAACCGGAAAUCAAGGUCGGUGUCGGAGAGAAAAUCAAGUAGAAGCGGUAGAUAAAAACGUCACCGUUUAUGUGGUUGCUAUCUAAACGGAGACAAGUCAUGUGUAACAGGAUGAAUAAUGGGCCGGGAGGAGUGUGAAGUAGGCCCAUUAAAAAACAAAGAAAGGUCUCGUUUUCAGCCUAUAAAAACAAGGAAAACAUGGGAUUAAAUGGGGUCCGGUCCGAGCCGUCUUUGUCCAUAUUUAUCUUGAUAAGAAAAGAAAUAUAUAAAAUAAAGUAUUUUUUUAAGAAAGAUAUUAAGACAGUAAAAAUGUUUAUAAGUGUUGGUCGUUGUACACGGUUAAGUUGUUUUGUUAAC